Cuscuta europaea is the source of this 842-nucleotide messenger RNA. The record is from the annotation of a GenBank genome assembly. NCBI's taxonomy places the organism in Eukaryota, Viridiplantae, Streptophyta, Magnoliopsida, Solanales, Convolvulaceae.
GGGGGACUCGUGAUGGGGUUAUGGGACUAGGCCCAGAGCCUAAUCGGCCCAGGCCCCGAACUUGGACCAGCGGGCCCAAGCCCAGCAACCCAGAGCUCGAGUCAGCCCAACCAACCAGGGCAAUCAAGGAGCGGAAGCCCAACUGGGAGCCUGCGGUCCAGCCUACCCGGAAGCAUUCCUUCCAGCCUACCCGGGAGCCUGCGGUCCAGCCCAACUGGGAGCCUGCGGUCCAGCCUACCCGGGAGCCUGCCUUCCAGCCCAGUGGGGAGCCUACCUUCCAGCCUAGCCAGGAGCCUGCCGACCACCAGCCCAGCUGGGAGCCUGCGGUCCAGCCCAGGUGGGAGCCUGCCUCCAGCCCAACGGGGAGCCUGCCUUCCAGCAUACUCGGGAGCCGGCCUUCCAGCCUAGCCAGGAGCCUGCCGACCACCAGCCCAGCUGGAAGCCUGCGGUCCAGCCCAGCUGGGAGCCUGCGGUCCAGCCCAGCUGGGAGCCUGCGGUCCAGCCCAGGUGGGAGCCUGCCUCCAGCCCAACGGGGAGCCUGCCUUCCAGCAUACUCGGGAGCCUGCCUUCCAGCCUAGCCAGGAGCCUGCCGACCACCAGCCCCGCGGGGAGCCUGCGAUCCAGCCCAACUGGGAGCCUGCGGUCCAGCCCAGGUGGGAGCCUGCCUCCAGCCCAACGGGGAGCCUGCCUUCCAGCCUACCCGGGAGCCUGCCUUCCAGCCUACCCGGGAGCCUGCCUCCAGCCCGGUCAGAAGCCUUCCUCCAGCCUAGCGGGAAGCCCACCGUCCAGUCCAGCAGGGGGGGAGCUCAAGCGUCCAGCCUGCCAGCCAGGCUGACCUGCCA